Messenger RNA from Arabis nemorensis, 387 nucleotides. Lineage: Eukaryota; Viridiplantae; Streptophyta; Magnoliopsida; Brassicales; Brassicaceae. The record is from the annotation of a GenBank genome assembly.
AUGGUGAUCUUGAGGCUGGCUCUCGCCGCGGUCAUCUCCGGCUAUGUAGCCGCACAAUCAGCCUCAGCGCCGUCGCUUGUGACCUAUAUAUUCGGUGACUCGUUAACUGAAGUUGGUAACAACAAUUAUUUGCAAUAUUCGCUAGCAAGAUCAGACUUUCCUUGGUACGGAAUUGAUUUCUCAGGUGGUAAGGCUACCGGAAGAUUCACUAAUGGCCGGACCAUCGGCGAUAUCAUAUCUACGAAGCUUGGGAUUGCAUCACCACCACCAUAUUUAUCGUUAUCACAAAACGACGACGCAUUUCUUAGCGGUAUCAAUUAUGCAUCUGGAGGAGCUGGAAUUCUCAACGAAACCGGCCUUUACUUUGUAAUACUAUUCAAAGGUUGA